AUGAAGAUUAUGGACGCCGGCGGUGUGCAAGUUCAACAUCAACCGUCCAGCCAAGAUCCUACCAGACAAUCCUGGAGGAAUAAUAACUCAAACGGUGACCAAGGUAAACGUAGGGAUAGUGGUAGCAACAAGUCUAGACCUGUAAACCUAAAGUCAAUUAAUGUGGAGCGCGCUCAGAGCAUGAAUAACACUUCAAGGACAGCUGGCAGUAAUAACAAUAUUUCUGGAGUUCAACCUCUUCGAACGCCAAAAACUUCUCAGUUUCCUAGACCAAAUCAACAUGUUUAUGCCGUGCAAUCAACAAAGACCCCGACUCUCGUAAAGACUUCACCUCCACCUCCGCAGAAUGUAUUCGUUUCAAGGUCUCCUCCUCUACAAGCUUACAAUAAUUUGUCUAGGAGUCCUCCAAAAGACAAUAGUCCUGCUCCCACUUCCAAACAAAAUCAACAAAAAACAGCCAGUUCUUCUAGACCCACCCCCAAACCACUUAAUUUGUCAAAGUCAUCUUCUCACGUUUCAAAUUUGGGCAGGGUUCCUCAAACAGCAACUUUUCCUCCAAAGGUUAACAGAGCCCUCAAUCUUCCAAAUCCUCCAAAAACUGCUACCUUUGCUACAAAAUCAUCAGGAUUUCCGAAGGACAUCAGGCAAUCCGUGAGAGCACCACAGUCAGCCACCCUUCCUCAACCUUCUUACGCCUUCAUAUAUAAUGAUCAAACAUACGUUCAAACCGUUGAACCAUCUCGUUUUAGACGUUAUAGCUCUACACCUGCUCCUCUUAGAUUUGUGACAGCUGACUAUCGUCAAGUUCAAUUGGGACCGGGUACUCCUGUUGUCGUUCUCAGUCAUCCUGAUGAUUCCGAUUCUCAAGGAUCAUCACCACCUACUCCAGGCUAUGGGCCUCCAGAAAGUUUCAAUGGUGCAGAUAUUUAUGAUCUAUGUACCAUGCAACCAUGUGAGGAAGAGCAGGAGGAAGAAUAUGUUCCUCAAACACCUACUGGAACUUUGCAUAAUAAUCAACAACAACAACAACGCUCUAAUUCUCUUUCUUCAAAGGAUGAAAGACGAAGAAGCGUAUUCGGGGGGCCUAUGAAAGUACAUUCUGAUGCGGUUCUUCCAAUUCGUCAACCUAAAGGUCCUGAUAUAGCCAAAAACUUUGCCACUCGUAUUCGUCGCAAAGCUGUAAAUAAAUUAUACGCAGCUGCUGCUGAAAGGCGAAGCAAAUCGGCUGCUGAUAGAAGAAAAUCUGCAAU
Messenger RNA from Scutellospora calospora, 1250 nucleotides. The record is from the annotation of a GenBank genome assembly. Lineage: Eukaryota; Fungi; Glomeromycota; Glomeromycetes; Diversisporales; Gigasporaceae.